GCCACAUUCACCUACACCUCUAUACAUACAAACAGAUCCCUAAGUGAUAUAACCAUAUUUUGCCGGCGACGCUAACUGCAUUCUAUCGUUCGACUUCAGUGCAGUUGGACGGAAUACCGUUUUAUCACAGCUAGUGCUUUUGAAUGCCUUCGAACGAAUAAGUGUGUUUUGCAGAUAGCAAUAAAAAUGGAGCAGGGAGGCGGUAUAUCAAUAAUAUCGCCACCGAGUCUUACGGACAACAACGUCGGCAAGACAAAGAGUAACGGACUGACUUCAACCACUGCCAACCGCAUCAUGAGCGCCAAGGAAAAACUUCGCGUACCAUGGACCAAACCAGAUGGCUCAGCAGUGGAGUGGAUUAAAAAAGGCGUUGCCGAAAUGAUUGGCACAGCGAUAUUGGUGUUUCUGGGUUGCUUAGGAUGCGUCGGCAGUUUGGGAAACGUACCGUCUUAUCUUCAAAUGUGUCUCAGCUUUGGUUUCGCUGUCGUCAUCGCAAUCACGUGUGUGGCUCACAUUAGCGGCGCACACAUAAAUCCAGUGAUUACGGUGGGAGCAGUCGUUUGCGGACAACAAUCCUUACUAUCCGCUCUAGUUUACUUCAUGGGCCAGACAGCUGGCGGAAUCGUAGGAUACGGCUUACUCAAGUUGAUCACCCCAUCCGACUACCUGCACGGCGGCGACCCAUUGACCGCCUCGAAUUUCUGCGUAACAAUGCUGCAUUCGAAGGUGUCGUUAUUGCAAGGCUUUCUGGCCGAGGUACUUGCCACCGCAGUGCUUGUGUUUAUGUCGUGCGCGGUCGGCGACAUACGCAACUCCCGCAACACCGACUCCACGGCCAUUAAGUUUGGCUUGGCCGUUGCUGGGCUUUGCUUCGGCUUUGCGCCCUACACUGGCUGCAGCAUGAACCCUGCGAGAUCCUUUGGACCGGCUUUAUUCAACAAUCAGUGGACCGACCACUGGAUCUUCUGGUUUGGUCCGUUUGCCGGCGCCUUGCUUGGCUCGCUGCUGUACAAAACUACGUUCAUUCAGAAAAGCAAGCAGGAGAUUACUAUCACACCUGAGAAUGGCGUGUAAAUUUGUGAAUAUCAGAUCCGUCAGGUCAAGGAACCUAUCUACUAUUAGUCAGAUAAAAAAAGUUUGAAAGCAAAAUACAACGUUUGUUAUCUGUCGGGCAUACGAAAAACUGAACUCAUUCAAAGAGAAAAAAUUUAAUAGAAUCAAUGAUCUAUACGUCGAGAUCCACUAAACGCUGAAUGCUGACAGUCUUCUUUUAGCCACUGCAUGAGAAAAUAGGAAUAUAGAAGAAGAAAAGAAAACAAGUUGUGGAUGUGUGCAAGGCUGGGCGUUGAAAAUAUUUUCGAGGAAAGUUGGCAGACGUCAACCGGAAGGAAACCUGUUUUAUUUAGCUUUUGACUAUACAAUAUAUCUUUUUAACUAAGCUUAUAAGAUAAUUUUAGAAUUGGCGACAUUAUUAUUUAAUCUCGCAUAUCGAUUUUAAUAAUCAGGAUUGUUUGCUUGUCAAAAUUAUUUAUGAGUCUGUGAUUUUCAUGUUAGAUAAAAAAAAUAUAAACUCAAACAAAAAGCGGAAAAUGUCAUUUUAGUAUAAGUGCUUCUUGUAAUUGUCGGUUCCAUAAAAAUGAUUUAUUUUUAAGGUUAUUGUUUAUUUGGUUAGAAAAUUAUUCAUCAGUAAAAUGUUAAUCAAUAUUUAUUUACUAUUAAAAAUUAGAAAGAUAAACUAAUUAUUACCAUCAAAGAAAACGUGAAUUUCUAUUAAAAAAAAGCAUAGUAAAAAACGAUGUACAUAGUUUUAAAUCAUUCGAUUAUAGGUACUAUAGAUUAAUAUUUUUUAAUUUUAUUAUU
Phymastichus coffea is the source of this 1860-nucleotide messenger RNA. Its product is annotated as aquaporin AQPcic-like. Bases 187 to 1074 code for a protein of 295 amino acids. Gene Ontology annotation, cellular component: plasma membrane. Gene Ontology annotation, biological process: transmembrane transport. Gene Ontology annotation, molecular function: water channel activity. The transcript is spliced from 7 exons. Lineage: Eukaryota; Metazoa; Arthropoda; Insecta; Hymenoptera; Eulophidae. The record is from RefSeq and is a predicted model, not a curated record.